UCGUUCUGUGAGAAGUGGUCCAGAUGAACCAGGACAGAGGAGGGUACCGCCGAGAAUGGACAGCUCCACGUGGGGGCAGCACCGUACGCACUCACUGAGCUGCUGCCGCAGCGCUUCCUCCGGGGCAGACAUGGCAGACAGGGCCGGUGAGGGGCUGACUGUGGCGGAGCAUCCAUCAAACCGUCCGUCUGUCACCGCAGGAGGAGCAGCCCGGGAUUUAACCAUGUCCGCCACGCCGCCACGGCCUUCAGAUCCCAGAGCGGACCCUGAAGACGGGCUGAACGGGGAUCCCCACCUCGGAUCGCGCCGUCAGUCAUUCUGUGAAGAGGAGCCAGACUUGAAGAGCGACCAUGAGGAGACGGUCCGCGCCGUGCCGAUCCACCGCCGUCCGGACCUCCUGGUUCCCUGCGCCGACCUGGUCAACUCGGAGUGGCGGCGGAGCCGGGCGGCCCGCGUCCACUCCCUGCAGAAGUCCUGCUGCGACUUCCCCGUCUGCCUGGUGCUCCUGCGGGGCCGGGGGGCGGCGGAGAGGGUGCUGGGCCACGCCCGCCUGUCCCGGGUGGUGGGCCACGCCGGUAGCCUCUUCGUGGAGUCGGUGGUGGUGUCCCGGGCGGAGCGGGGGAAGGGCUUCGGCCGGACUCUGAUGGAGGAGACGGAGCGCUACGCCCGGGGCCGCCGCUUCAGGAGGCUGUGCCUCACCACGCACGACAAGCAGCACUUCUACGCACACCUGGGCUUUGUGCUGUCCACGCCCGUGCAGAGCGCCGGCGCCAUGGCGGCGCUCGUUCCCAUGGAGAUGCUGCUGCGGUUCUCCAGGAUGCCGAGUGAGGAGGCGAGUGUCUCGAAGACCGCAGCGUUAGAGGGUCAGAUACCACGAGAGGAGGGGCCAUCGCCUCCUUCCGGAGGGUCUCCUCCUCCUCCUCCUCCUCCUCCUCCUCCUCCUCCUCCACCUCUCCUCCCUUGUUCCGCUCCUCCUCCUCCCCUCCCUUCUGCAGCACCUCCUCCUCUUCCUCCCCCUCCUCCUCCUCCUCGGCCUGCUGUGGUUCAGACUUUGACUGAAACUCCGUACAGAGACGCUAAAGGAGUUCCCAUCUACUGGAUGCAUAAGGACCUCUGAUGAACACGAGUCGCUGAUUUAUAGACCUGAAGAUCAGCAGAAACACUCUGCCUGCCUUCAGUCGCCUUCAGGGAAAUAAACACUGUGAAACUUUGAACGUGUUGCCAAAACAAAGGUGUGUGUGGAUGAUUUGACACACAUCCACAUCUCUGAUAUUCAGAUUUUACCCUCUGGAGACUCGGAGUUUAUUUUAUCUAAGUUUUUCACGCUCACAUAGGAUGGACAUUGAGAUGAACGUCCCACAGAUUUUUAUUUUUUCCACGUAUUUCUCUUACAGAGUAGGUUGAAACUUUUAAGCUCUGUUUGCACGACAAUGCUUUUUCACGUGAAAACUGAAAGCUUCCGUUGUGGCGAGGAAUGUCUGUUUACACAACGAUGUUGGAACUUUUUGAAAACGCUCCGGCCCAGCUGUCUCCAUGGAAACAGACACUGUGUUAAAAACAUCACUGUGUGAAACGGAAAUGUGAAAUCGGUGUGUGUGAAACGUGUGACCGGAGCCUCGGUGGCUGAAGGGCGGCGAGGCGAAGCUGAAUUGUUAUGAGUUCCUGCGAUCGCUGAACGAUCAAUGACGGGUCUGAUACCAAUUUAGAGAAUAAGAGGAAAAAGUUUGACGAGGAAAAUACCCAUUGAUAACUCUGAAUGCGUGUUUUUUUUGUCUCACUUGAGUGAAUAUAUUAGGAAGUUUAGUGUUUGCUGUGCUGUAAUGAGGUAAAUAUAAAUAUGAAUGAUGCUCAACACUGAAUAUCAAAGAGCUUGUUGAGAAACUUAUUCUCGACACAGUUUAACUUGAGUCCCUUCACGACUCAGAGGAUAUUAAAUUAAAUUUCUGAGGCUGAAAGUAUUUGGAGGCUAAAUGGGAAAAGAAAUGAACGAUUGUCUUGGGACUGAAGCGUAAAUUGAAAUCAUGCUGGCUGAUUUCAUUUCAUUUCUAGUUUCUUUGAAAAAAAAACCUCAUAGAUAUAUAAUUUUUGUGUUUUCCCAAUGUGCUGAAAAUAAUUUAAUAUAUAGUUUAUCGGAGGACUGAAUGUGCCUUUUUGAAAUAAAACUAAAUUAUUUUCUCUGUUAUAAACGUAGUCAGUCAGCCUGGACAGUGUUUGACGUCCUCGCAGCAAGAGCUUUUCAGGUUUGACCCUGCCAGGAAAAGUGCCUUUUUUUUUUGUUGAAAGGAGUUUGCAUGUUCUUCCUAUGCCCAGGUUAAUUCAGGUAGACUGGAUUUCUCAAACUAAAUAGGUUGUCUUAGUUUAGGUCCAACACUCCUUGAAGUUGUCCAUGAGUGUGUUUAUGUUUGUGUGUUUCUCUGCAUUAGCCUCAUGAAGGACCUUUGACCUGUCCAGGUUUCUCUCUGAGGCCUUUUCAGCCGCAGUGCCUCAACGAAUCCUUACUUAAAGCGGUAAUGGGAGAAAUCAAAGGUGAAUUGA
Molecule: messenger RNA, 2535 nt
Organism: Salarias fasciatus (jewelled blenny)
Lineage: Eukaryota; Metazoa; Chordata; Actinopteri; Blenniiformes; Blenniidae
Gene: hyal3
Product: hyaluronidase 3
Exons: 3
Coding region: 56-1117 (353 amino acids)
Biological process (GO): hyaluronan catabolic process; protein acetylation; carbohydrate metabolic process
Cellular component (GO): cytoplasm; acrosomal vesicle
Molecular function (GO): acetyl-CoA binding; hyalurononglucosaminidase activity; N-acetyltransferase activity
Source: RefSeq, a predicted model, not a curated record